AUGGAGUCGAAUGGACACGCACUCCCCGAGGAGGCCAACAAGCCGCCAGAGGGUGUGGUCUUACCCCCCAAAGACAUUCGAGCUAUUGUCGAAAAGACUGCCGGGUACGUCGCUCGCAAUGGAGCAGUCUUUGAAGACCGUGUCCGUGAGAAGGAAAAGAGCAACCCCAAGUUCUCUUUCCUCGUCGCGGGUGAUGCAUAUGCGCCUUUCUACCAAUGGCGACUGGCCGAAAUCAGGGAAGGCCGAGGAUCAGCUAUCUCAGCAGGACGAGCUGGCGAAACAGUCGCAGAACCCGACAAGCCCAAGGGGCCACCCGAACCGGCCGCAUAUCAUUUCUCGGCGCGCAUGCCGAUUAUCAAUGCCCAAGAUCUGGAGGUUGUCAAGCAUACGGCCAUGUUCGUGGCCAAGCGGGGAAAAUCUUUCAUGACUGCGUUGUCCCAGCGCGAGGCACGAAACUUCCAAUUCGAUUUCCUGCGACCUCAGCACAGUCUUUACCAAUUCUUCACCCGUCUAGUCGACCAAUACACUAUCUUACUACGUGCCGAGGGAUUAGACGACGCAACAUCGUCCCAAAAAAUCAUUGCCGAAUUGGAGAAAAAUGUACAGAACAAAUAUCGCGUCAUGGAACGCGCCACGGAGCGAGCGGAGUGGGUCAAGUUCCAGCAAAAGCAAAAGCAGCAGAAAGAAGAGAAGAGUGAACAGGAGCGAAUUGAGUAUGCUCAGAUUGACUGGCAUGACUUUGUGGUUGUCGAGACGGUGGAGUUCACCGAGCACGACGACCACGCGGAAUUGCCACCACCAACAUCCCUCAACGAUCUCCAAUCAGCCUCCCUGGAGCAAAAGGCCGCUAUCUCUCUCAACACAAUGCGCAUCGAGGAAGCCAUGCCCACAGACCUCGACAACCCAACCUACUACAAUGCCUACCCAGCACAGCCCGUCCCAAUGCCUCCUCCCCAACAACCCUCCGUCUCGCCUUACCCAGCAGGCCCUUACCCUCCACCCGGACAAUUCACCAACCCAGAAGAGGACCAGCUCAUACGUGAGCGAACUCAAGCGCGCGAUCAAGCCGCCGCCGCUCAAGCCGCCGCCCACGCCAUCCCCGGCCAGCAACCAAUGCGCAUCCGCUCAGACUACGUGCCACGAGCCCAGGCCCGCCGCCAACAAGCGACUCAAAUGGCAAUCUGCCCGUACUGUAGCCAGAAGGUCCCAUCCGCCGAGCUGGACGAGCACAUUCGCAUUGAGCUCCUGGACCCGCGCUGGAAGGAGCAGCGUGCCAAGGCCGAAUCGCGCAGCGCCACCACCAACUUGUCCACCGUCGACGUGGUCAACAACCUUAAGCGUCUGGCCAGUCAGCGCAGCGAUGUUUUCGAUCCAUCUCCCGUGGACCCUGAGGAGGAGGCGAGACGCAAGCGAGUGGCUGCUGAUCCCUCUGUGCAAGGCCCGCCUGGUCAGGGCCCGCACAACCCCAACGCCCAGAGCACGAACAUCGAAGAUCAGCUCAGGCACAUUCACCAGCUUGCCAAACAAUGA
Penicillium olsonii is the source of this 1530-nucleotide messenger RNA. The record is from the annotation of a GenBank genome assembly. Lineage: Eukaryota; Fungi; Ascomycota; Eurotiomycetes; Eurotiales; Aspergillaceae.